Charadrius vociferus (killdeer) is the source of this 831-nucleotide messenger RNA. RefSeq names its product fragile histidine triad (gene FHIT). The transcript has 6 exons. Lineage: Eukaryota; Metazoa; Chordata; Aves; Charadriiformes; Charadriidae. The record is from RefSeq and is a predicted model, not a curated record. Gene Ontology annotation, molecular function: ubiquitin protein ligase binding; bis(5'-adenosyl)-triphosphatase activity. The coding region runs from base 27 to 473 and encodes 148 amino acids. Gene Ontology annotation, cellular component: nucleus; plasma membrane; cytoplasm. Gene Ontology annotation, biological process: purine nucleotide metabolic process; negative regulation of proteasomal ubiquitin-dependent protein catabolic process; diadenosine triphosphate catabolic process.
UCAGACCCUGAAGAUUAACAGUUAUCAUGCUGAGAUUUGGGCAGCACCUCAUCAAGCCCUCCGUGGUCUUCCUGAAGACUGAGCUCUCCUUUGCUCUCGUGAACCGGAAGCCGGUGGUCCCAGGGCAUGUCCUUGUUUGUCCUCUACGGCCAGUGGAGCGUUUCCGUGACCUGUGUCCUGAGGAAGUGGCCGAUUUAUUUCGUACGGCACAAAGGGUUGGUAAUGUGGUGGAGAAACACUUCUGCGGCACCUCACUCACCAUUUCUAUUCAGGAUGGCCCUGAAGCUGGACAAACAGUGAAGCAUGUUCAUGUCCAUGUCCUUCCAAGGAGGGCUGGAGACUUCAGCAGAAAUGAUGAUGUCUACAAGGAGUUGCAACAACACGACAAAGAGGAUUCCUCUGACAAGUGGAGGACAGAAGAAGAAAUGGCAGCUGAAGCAGCAAUUCUGAAGAAGUAUUUUCAGGAAAAUUGAAGGUAUCAAAGUGUUUGAAAACCACCCUGUGACACAAGAAACUCCCCAGAAAGAAAGACUUCAUUCUCCAGUUCUCCGUGGCCCUGGAGCUGCAGCUGAACAGUUUUAUUAUGUUCUACAAAUAUGGGAUUCUUCCAUGAAAAAUUUUAUUGGACCUUUGGAUAUCAUCAAGGUUGAGUUUCAGCUAAGACGACUAACAGCACUGAUUCAAAAUAUCGCUCUGUGUAGUAACUCAUAUUUUUCUGUAUUGUGUACUUGGGAACAAAUCUUUUUAAAUUGUCCGUUAGCCUAAAUUGAAAUAAAGUGCUAUCGAAAUCAGGUAGCCACUGUGUUUAGGCACAUUACAAAGUGUUUACUC